AUGUUUUUCGUUCCUUCUUCAUAUAAGGACAAUAUUCACAAGCUAGCCGGCUGCUUAUUAAGACGACCUCAGCACCAAAAUUCCAUGCAUUUCAAAAGGAAAUGGCUAAUAUUUUUAUUACUAUCUAUCUAUCUAUCUAUCUAUCUUAGUCGGUUUAUAUCUAUCUGUUAUCUUGACCUAUUCAUCUCUCCCUCCCUCUCUCCCCUUCUAUCUCUCUAUCUAUCCCGGUCUGUUCUGGUCCAUCUUUCUAUUAUCUCCGUGUGUUAUCUAUCUAUCUAUCUAUCUAUCUAUCUAUCUAUCUAUCUAUCUAUCUAUCUAUCUAUCUCUUCUGUCGCUGUUUUUAUUUCUUCUAUCUAUCUAUCUAUCUAUCUAUCUAUCUAUCUAUCUAUCUAUCUAUCUAUCUCAUUCUGUUCGUAUCUAUCUAUCUAUCUAUCUAUCUAUCUAUCUAUCUAUCUAUCUAUCUAUCUAUCUCAUUCUGUUCGUAUCUAUCUAUCUAUCUAUCUAUCUAUCUAUCUAUCUAUCUAUCUAUCUAUCUAUCUAUCUCAUUCUGUUCGUAUCUAUCUAUCUAUCUAUCUAUCUAUCUAUCUAUCUAUCUAUCUAUCUAUCUUCCCGGUCUGUAUCUGUCAUUUUCUUCCUAAUAUCUAUCUAUCUAUCUAUCUAUCUAUCUAUCUAUCUAUCUUCACCCUACUUACCAUGUCACUACAGGAUAUUAUUACAAGUUGUGCAGACCACCUUCUCUUAUCCGCAUUGAUACUUACCAUUUUGCUUUUACACAACCGCCACCCAUCAUCAUCAUCAUCCCAGCCAACCGCCUUCCCAAACAUCCCCCAACCCUCUGCAUACCAAUCUACCUUUUCUUCUGCCCCUGCUCAAUACAUAACAAUACCCAUUUGUGACUAG
Acanthosepion pharaonis is the source of this 900-nucleotide messenger RNA. The record is from the annotation of a GenBank genome assembly. Lineage: Eukaryota; Metazoa; Mollusca; Cephalopoda; Sepiida; Sepiidae.